Puma concolor (puma) is the source of this 2810-nucleotide messenger RNA. RefSeq names its product acyl-CoA synthetase long chain family member 3 (gene ACSL3). NCBI's taxonomy places the organism in Eukaryota, Metazoa, Chordata, Mammalia, Carnivora, Felidae. Gene Ontology annotation, molecular function: long-chain fatty acid-CoA ligase activity. The record is from RefSeq and is a predicted model, not a curated record. Gene Ontology annotation, biological process: long-chain fatty-acyl-CoA metabolic process; neuron differentiation; long-chain fatty acid metabolic process. Gene Ontology annotation, cellular component: lipid droplet; plasma membrane; endoplasmic reticulum.
GAAAAGAAUCUUCUACUAGCUCCUGGUACCGCCCACAUGCAUCUGUGCCCCUGUUCCUCUAUUCUUAUGGAAAUCUGUUAAUUCUACUUUUUGAGCACUUAUGAAUAACCACGUAUCUUCAAAACCAUCUACCAUGAAGCUAAAACAGACCAUCAACCCCAUUCUUUUGUAUUUCAUACAUUUUAUAAUAUCACUUUAUACUGUUAUAACAUACAUUCCAUAUUAUUUUUUGUUUGAGACAAGACAAGAAAAAUCAAACCGAAUUAAAGCAAAGCCUGUGAAUUCAAAACCUGAGUCUGCAUACAGAUCUGUUAACAGUUUGGAUGGUUUGGCCUCCGUAUUAUACCCCGGAUGUGAUACACUAGAUAAAGUCUUUAUGUAUGCAAAAAACAAAUUUAAGGACAAAAGACUCUUGGGGACACGUGAAAUUUUAAAUGAGGAAGAUGAAGUACAACCAAAUGGAAAAAUUUUUAAAAAGGUUAUUCUCGGACACUAUAAUUGGCUCUCCUAUGAAGAUGUCUUCGUUAGAGCUCUUAAUUUUGGAAAUGGCUUACAGAUGUUGGGUCAGAAACCAAAGACCAACAUCGCCAUCUUCUGUGAAACCAGGGCCGAAUGGAUGAUUGCUGCACAGGCGUGCUUUAUGUAUAAUUUUCAGCUUGUUACAUUGUAUGCUACUCUAGGAGGUCCGGCUAUUGUUCAUGGAUUGAAUGAAACAGAGGUGACCAACAUCAUUACCAGUAAAGAACUCUUGCAAACAAAGUUGAAGGAUAUAGUUUCUUUAGUCCCAUGCCUGCGGCACAUCAUCACUGUGGACGGGAAGCCACCGACCUGGUCCGAAUUCCCCAAGGGCGUCAUCGUGCACACCAUGGCCGCGGUGCAGGCCCUCGGAGCCAAGGCGACCGCAGAAAACAAACCUCAUAGCAAACCCGGGCCCUUAGAUAUUGCAGUAAUCAUGUAUACAAGUGGAUCCACAGGACUUCCAAAGGGAGUCAUGAUCUCCCACGGCAACAUUAUUGCUGGUAUAACUGGGAUGGCGGAAAGGAUUCCAAGGCUGGGAGAGGAAGAUGUUUACAUUGGAUAUCUGCCUCUGGCCCACGUGUUAGAAUUAAGUGCCGAGCUUGUGUGUCUUUCUCACGGAUGCCGCAUCGGCUACUCUUCACCACAGACGUUAGCAGAUCAGUCUUCAAAAAUAAAGAAAGGAAGCAAAGGGGACACAACCAUGUUGAAACCAACACUGAUGGCGGCUGUUCCGGAAAUCAUGGAUCGGAUCUACAAAAAUGUCAUGAAUAAAGUGAAUGAAAUGAGUAGUUUCCAGCGCAAUCUGUUUAUUCUGGCCUAUAAUUACAAAAUGGAGCAGAUUUCAAAAGGGCAUGGCACCCCUCUGUGUGACAGGUUUAUUUUUCGAAAAGUUCGAGGCUUGCUAGGUGGAAACAUUCGGCUUCUGUUGUGUGGAGGCGCUCCACUUUCUGCAACCACACAGCGGUUCAUGAACAUCUGUUUCUGCUGUCCCGUGGGGCAGGGGUACGGACUCACCGAAUCUUCUGGUGCAGGAACGAUUACGGAAGUAUGGGACUACAAUACUGGCCGAGUGGGAGCACCAUUAGUUUGCUGUGAAAUCAAACUGAAGAACUGGGAGGAAGGUGGAUACUUUAAUACCGAUAAACCACACCCCAGGGGUGAAAUUCUUAUUGGCGGUCAAAAUGUGACAAUGGGAUACUACAAAAAUGAAGCAAAAACAAAAGCUGAUUUCUUUGAAGAUGAAAAUGGACAGAGGUGGCUCUGUACUGGAGAUGUCGGGGAGUUUGACCCUGAUGGUUGUUUAAAGAUUAUUGAUCGUAAAAAGGACCUUGUGAAACUCCAGGCAGGAGAAUAUGUUUCUCUUGGGAAGGUAGAGGCAGCUUUGAAGAAUCUCUCACUCAUAGAUAACAUUUGUGCAUACGCAAACAGUUACCAUUCCUACGUCAUUGGAUUUGUCGUGCCAAAUCAAAAGGAACUAACGGAACUCGCCCGGAAGAAGGGACUUCAGGGGACGUGGGAGGAGCUGUGCAACAGCUGUGAAAUGGAGAACGAGGUGCUCAAAGUGCUUUCCGAAGCUGCUGUUUCAGCAAGUCUAGAAAAAUUUGAAAUUCCAGUAAAAAUUCGUUUGAGCCCUGAACCGUGGACCCCCGAAACCGGCCUGGUGACAGACGCCUUCAAGCUGAAACGCAAAGAGCUUAAAACACAUUACCAGGCGGACAUUGAGCGGAUGUACGGAAGAAAGUAGUUCUUCUCUCUCAGCACGGUUUGCUACAGGGAGCUCAGAUCAAAUAGGAAAAUACUUGAAGCGCGUGUCUCCAGCUGUGAGGCAAACCCCAUUCUUCGUAUUAAAGCCUAAACUGUUACUUCUCAUGACGUCGCCAUUUUUACUGACAGGAUUAGUAAAACAUUAAGACAGCAAACUGGUGUCUGCCUCUUCUUUCUUGCCCCUUUCCAGCCUACCACCUAGGACUGCACUUGUCAGCAUGAGGACUUUCCGAAUCAUUUUGGGGAAUGGUGAUUUUAAAACCUCAAGUUUUUAAACAUGAUUUAUAUGUUCUGUAUAAUGUUGAGUUUGUAACUUUUUAAAGUUUGGAUGUACAGAGGGAUAAAUAGGAAAUAUAAGAAUUGGUUAUUUGGGGGGCUUUUUUACUUACAGUAUUUAAAAAUGCAAGGGUAUGGAUGUGAAAUUAUGUAAAUUCAGACGCUUAUGAAUCAAAUCAUUGUUGAACAAAAGAUUUGUUGCUGUGUAAUUAUUGUCUUGUAUGCAUUUGAGAGAAAUAAAUAUACCCACG